GUCCACAGCACUCACGACAGGCCGACAAGACAAUGGCCAAGGCUAAGGCAGCCCCCGCGGCGUCCAGUAGCAGCAAGGCUGCAAAGAAGAAGAAAUGGUCGAAGGGCAAGGUCAAGGACAAGGCGCAGCACGCCGUCAUCCUCGACAAGCCCACCUACGACCGCAUCAUGAAGGAGGUCCCCACCUUCCGAUUCAUCAGCCAGAGCAUCCUCAUCGAGCGGCUGAAGGUGAAUGGGAGCUUGGCACGGGUAGCCAUCAGGCAUUUGGAGAAGGAGGGCCAGAUCAAGCGGAUUGUCCACCACAGCGGCCAGUUGAUCUACACACGGUCUACGGGCGGAUCGGACUGAUUGGUCUCUCUUCGUCGAUUCUGCUAUCAUCGUCUCGCAUGCACGCUAAGGCAGCAUAUGUACUCUCACCACAUUAAAACAUGCCAUGAUAUGCCCGCCGUGCAUACGUGUGAUUGUGA
This is a messenger RNA of Fomitopsis serialis, 466 nucleotides long. Its product is annotated as ribosomal protein S25. NCBI's taxonomy places the organism in Eukaryota, Fungi, Basidiomycota, Agaricomycetes, Polyporales, Fomitopsidaceae. The record is from RefSeq and is a predicted model, not a curated record. Bases 33 to 347 code for a protein of 104 amino acids. Gene Ontology annotation, molecular function: structural constituent of ribosome. Gene Ontology annotation, cellular component: cytosolic small ribosomal subunit. The transcript is spliced from 3 exons.